AUGAUAUUUUUUUUAAUAGCAUUUUUUAAUUGCUUUACCUUUUCUUUUAAUGAUGGUGGAAAUGAAUUAAUUUCUUAUACACUUGAUAAAAUAGAAAUUAUUAAAGAUGAACCAAAACUAAUAAAUUUCAAAUUAAAGAAAAAUAUUUCAUAUUAUCUUAAUGUAGCAUUAAAUUAUACAGAUUCUAUUCUUAAAGUUGAACCAAAUGCUUUUAUCUUUACAUCAAAUGUUAGUGAAAUUAAUGUAACUGUUACUGGUUAUGAAGUCCAAAGUUUAACAUUUAUUGAUUUAGGAAUGUGUAAAUUCGAUCCAUCAAGUUCUCCAUGUAAACCAUUACCAACAGAAUCAUUUUUAAGAGUUAAAAUAAUUCAUUCAGAUAUUAUAAGUUAUCUUGUUGUAAUAACUGGAUGGAUAUACUUUAUAGCUUGGUCAAUAUCAUUUUAUCCUCAAAUAUAUUUAAAUUUUAAAAGAAAAUCAGUUGUAGGAUUAAAUUUUGAUUUUCUUUUACUUAAUGUUAUCGGUUUUACAUGUUAUUCAAUUUAUAAUAUUCUUAUGUAUUAUGAUCCAUAUGUGCAAGAUCUUUAUCAUCAAAUUCACAAACGUUCAUUAAUACCAGUUCUUUUGAAUGAUGUAAUAUUUGCUAUUCAUGCAUUAUUUGCAUGUAUUGUUACAGUUAUACAAUGUUUUAUUUAUACUCGUGAAAAUCAACGAGUUUCAUAUACAUGUUAUGGACUUAGUUCUAUUCUUAUAUUAGCCGCUGGAAUCUCAUUUAUUCUUUCAUUAGUUAAUGUUAUCAAUUGGCUUCAAUUUAUUAAUAAUUUAUCAUAUCUUAAAAUGAUUGUAACAUUAUCAAAAUAUUUUCCACAAGCAUUAUUAAAUUAUAAAAGAAAAUCAACUGUUGGAUGGUCAAUUGGUAAUGUUUUAUUAGAUUUUACUGGUGGUUUUAUGGAUAUUGUACAAAUGAUUCUCCAAGGAUCUAAUACAAAUGAUUGGACAGGUUUUUAUGGUAAUCCAGUAAAAUUUGGUUUAGGUUUAGUUUCAAUGCUUUUUGAUAUUAUCUUUAUAAUACAACACUAUUUUCUUUAUAAAAAUGAUAAUGAAAGAGAUAUUGAAUACACGGGAAUUGAUAAUACAACUGAUAAUGCAUCAACGGCUGUUUCAUCUCCAAGUAAUAAUUCAAACCAAAAUGAUGAAAAUUAA
Molecule: messenger RNA, 1200 nt
Organism: Strongyloides ratti
Lineage: Eukaryota; Metazoa; Nematoda; Chromadorea; Rhabditida; Strongyloididae
Product: Cystinosin
Exons: 3
Coding region: 1-1200 (399 amino acids)
Biological process (GO): L-cystine transport
Cellular component (GO): lysosomal membrane
Molecular function (GO): L-cystine transmembrane transporter activity
Source: RefSeq, a predicted model, not a curated record